This is a messenger RNA of Paraglomus brasilianum, 2108 nucleotides long. NCBI's taxonomy places the organism in Eukaryota, Fungi, Glomeromycota, Glomeromycetes, Paraglomerales, Paraglomeraceae. The record is from the annotation of a GenBank genome assembly.
GUAUUCCUACUCAAGAAUUCGAUAGCCGGGAAUUUAGAAAGCUCUUUUAUUCGGCUAAAUCUCAUAAGGAACUCUUCCAUGCUAAAAGAUAUUUAUGUAGCUAUUUUGCGCGUGGAGAUAUAGGUGUUUAUAAAUGGAUGCCUAAAAAACAAUUCUUCAAAUAUUACAGUAAAAAGGACGCAUGUGAUUCUUUUAUUCAAUCCGAUUGCGUACAAUUCAAAAACGCCAAAGGAGAAGAAAUCGAAAGUUUUAGUAUUACGUCAUGGUUCUUUAGAGAUACACCAUUCUUCUCUCUUGAAGUUAACCCUGCCCAGCCUAAAAUUUACCGAGAGCCAAAUGGAGCAUAUUACAUUAAUUUAUUCCAAGGAUUUCUUCACCCCAACCCGCCUCCGUUUCAGGAAUUUAGCAAGGAAAUCCGCGAUCAGGUAAAGCUAGUUCUUAAUCAUAUGCGAGAAGUUCUCUGUUCUUCUGUUAAAAAACAAGAGCUAUAUAUGAUGGGAUUAAUUAUGCGAAUAGCCAUCGGCCAAAAGAUGCAGAAAACAAUGUUUCUCUUUUCAGGUCCGGGAACAGGUAAAACGAUGCUUACAUGGUUUCUUCGACACAUGGUUCUCGGUCCUAAUAUUACUGUGAAAACUGCCAAUGAGAGAGUUAUCACCGGUCAGUUUAACAAAGAGCUAGAAGGCAAGGUCUUACUUAUUCUUGAAGAAAUGUCUAAUUCCAAAUCCACAGACUGGAUAACAUUUGCUAACCGGCUUAAAGACUUUAUUGAUAGCGACACAUUAAUGAUAGAAGAAAAAUAUAGAACGCCAUAUCCAGUUACUAAUAUUACAAAUUUAAUCAUCAAUAGUAAUAAUAGUAAAACAAUCCGUUUAGAUAGAGCUGACCGAAGAUAUUUUAUUCCGGAUAUCUCUGAUAAGUAUGUCGAAAACGGAAUUGGAAUGGAUCAUUAUUACGCCCCAUUAGAUAAAGCUAUAAAAAAUCCAGAAGUCGGCAAAGCCUUUUACUCUUAUGCAUUGGAAUAUGUUAAACUUAAUCCCGAUUUCAACGAGCGAAAAAUUCCUAUGACCAAAACUAAGCUCAUGAUGGUAACUAGGGAUUAUAAUGUGGUUCACGAGUUUAUAAAGCAGAAAUAUGUAUGUAAAUCUUUUAGUCUUGAUGAAUCAUCUUCAUAUCUUUACAAUACAUUCAAAGAUUGGUUUAUAAUUCAAUCCCAUACUCAAGGAAAAAAACCUCCUACUAUGCAAGAAUUUAGUUACGCAUUAAAAGAAUUGGGAUUAAAGCCUAAACCGAAAAGAAUCGGGGACCGAAAAAAUAAUAAGAGAGCUCAAUGGUAUGAAGCAUCAUAUGAAAGUCUCUAUACAAUAUUCUGGAAGAAAAAUAUGAUUGAUGAGGAUGAGAACAUUGAUGAGCCAGAUAAUUAUCAAGAAGCAAAGCUUCAAGUUUCCAACUCAUCUGCUGACAAUCCAGAAAUUCUCCCGGCAGAGGAAGAAGCGGAGCCUCAUUCAUCCUUAGAGACGAAUAUUCCUAAAAAAGUUCCACCACCAAUUCCUCCAAAGCCAGCCAAUCUUCGGGUAAAAAAUAAAGAGAUUUCGGAGAAAAUAACAUCCCAAGAUGCGGAGCAUCAUGCCUCUGGUAUAAAUGGUAUAGAGCCAUGCGGAAUUCCUGGCCCUUCUAAUUCUAAGAUUAUAUAUAAAGAUGAUUAUUUUGAAGAUAUGUAUAAAAGAGCAAAAUCAAUUUGGGAAUCUUGCAGUAACGAUCCCGAAGAUUUUGAAUGGGAAUGCUUUAUUUGUGAAAUAGAAGACCUCUCAAAUCAUGAUUGUUAUGACUACAAAAAAGAUCCAUGGCAUUACAGACUUCGUAUGUUCAUACAAGCAUUCAGAGGUCAAUUAAAUGGUCUUAGUAAUCAAGAAAUUGCAUCCAAGAUAGCCGAGUACCUCAAUAAGAGAGGACAGAUAAUUGUUUCCCCUCCGGAAAAUUAUAAAACAGUCUCAGUUAAAAAUCUGCGGGAUGAGGCUCUCAUAAAUAUAAAAGAGUGUGAACUUGCAGAAGACGAAGAUUUCUCAGAACCGGAUGAGGAAUGGGAAAACGAAUUAAAAAAUUCUCUGUAA